AAUAAAUGCAAGAUGGCUCCUCAUAUAAAAACAGUCUUCUGGCUUGCCCUCGACGUGCAACAAAAUAACUCUUUACACCUUAUCCGGGUGAAAUAUCUCUCCGCGGAGACUUCUGCAGGGUGACUCGAGCUGUAGAUUGAUGUGCGUGUGGACACCGGGCGACAUUUCGUAGGAGAAGAUACCGAAAGUUACCGGACGGACAACUUUGAAGCCAUGAACCGGUGGUGAAGUCGGACGGACGGUGGUCGUAGAGCCGAACAGCCCGGGCCUCGGUUAUCUGUAGCGGGAGCCACUCUUCAAUUACAGGGUGCCUGUUGAAUGUGGGACGUGAAAGGCAGUGUAAUAAUUGGACCAUGGCUGUAUCAAGGCUUGAUCGAUUGUUUAUCCUGCUUGACACCGGAACAACACCAGUAACCAGGAAAGCAGCGGCCCAACAGCUUGGAGAAGUGGUCAAACUCCACCCACAUGAACUCAAUAGCCUCCUAUCAAAGGUCUUGACCUACCUACGGAGUCCCAACUGGGACACACGUAUAGCAGCAGGCCAAGCUGUAGAGGCCAUUGUGAAGAAUAUUCCUGAGUGGGACCCAACACCCAAACCUAAAAAAGAGUCUUGUGAAGACUUGUCUCCAGAGGACUCCUCUUGUGACCGCUUGACUUUCUAUCACUUUGACAUCUCCCGCCUGCUCAAACAUGGGGCCUCUCUGCUGGGGUCUGCUGGGGCCGAAUUUGAGCUGCAGGAGGACAAAACUGGUGAGAUGGACCCAAAGGAACGUCUGGUCCGCCAGAGAAAGCUUCUACAGAAGAAGUUGGGUCUGGACAUGGGUGCUGCUAUCGGCAUGGACACCGAGGAGCUGUUCAACGACGACGACCUAGACUAUACCUGCCAAACCAGUGCGCUUAGAGCACAUGGAAGCAAAGCCACAGCUGGAUCCAGCUCCCACAACCAUGUGCCCAUUCAGGCUGCUGAGUUGAUUGACUCAGAGUUUCGACCAGGCAUGAGCAACCGUCAGAGGAAUAAGGCUAAGAGGAUGGCUAAGCUAGUGGCCAAACAAAGAUCCAGAGACGUGGAUCCAAAUGAAAAGAGUAAUGACAGUUUUGAAGGUGAACCUGAAGAGAAACGAAGGAAAACCACCAAUGUAGUUAUUGACCAACCGGCAACAGAGCAUAAAGUCCUAAUUGACAACGUCCCCGAUAACUCCAGUCUUUUAGAGGAGAUACAUGAGUGGCCUCUGGAGAGCUUCUGUGAAGAGCUCUGCAAUGAUCUCUUCAAUCCUUCAUGGGAGGUUCGUCAUGGUGCAGGCACCGGUCUUAGAGAAAUCCUCAAGUCCCAUGGUGCUGGGGGUGGGAAGCUGGUGGGCAGCACUGCAGAACAGAUGUUGCGGCAGCAUCAGGAGUGGAUAGAGGACUUGGUUAUCCGGCUGCUCUGUGUCUUCGCUCUCGACCGCUUUGGAGAUUUUGUAUCGGAUGAGGUGGUGGCUCCUGUCAGGGAGACGUGUGCCCAGACUCUCGGUGUGGCCCUUCGCCACAUGAAUGAAACUGGUGUUUCCAUGACAGUAGACGUCCUGCUGAAGCUGCUAACAGAAGACCAGUGGGAGGUCCGUCAUGGAGGCCUGCUCGGGAUCAAGUAUGCCCUGGCAGUUCGACAGGAUCUGAUCUCUGUUUUACUGCCGCGGGUGCUCCCUGCUGUCACUGUGGGGCUACAGGACCUAGAUGAUGACGUCAGGGCCGUGGCAGCUUCAUCCCUCAUCCCUGUGGUCGACGGCUUGGUACAGCUACUGCCUAACAAGGUACCAUUCAUCGUGAACACACUAUGGGAUGCUCUGUUGGACCUGGACGACCUCACUGCUUCCACCAACAGCAUAAUGACAUUGCUGUCCUCGCUGCUCACCUACACGCAGGUCCGACAGUGCAGCAUGCAGCAGUCAUUAACAGUCCUGGUCCCUCGAGUUUGGCCGUUCUUGAGGCAUACUAUAUCAUCAGUAAGACGGGCAGCGCUGGAAACCCUUUUCACGCUGCUGUCUAAAGCUGACCAGAGCUGUGCAUUGUGGAUCAACCCCAUACUACAAGAUAUGCUCCGGCACAUCUUUCAGUCCUGCAUACUGGAGAGCAAUGAGGAAAUCCUGGAACUGGUUCAAAAGGUGUGGAUGGAGCUGCUGUCUCAGGCCCCCCAGCAGUACGUGGUAGCAGCCAGCUGUCCAUGGAUGGGUGCCUGGCUCUGUCUCAUGAUGCAGGCCUCACACAUUCCCAUAGACCUGAACAUGCUGCUGGAAGUGAAGGCCCGCUGCAAGGAUAAGGCUGGCACACAAUAAGGCCACGCCUAGGGGCCAAUCAGGGUAACCACCAUCUUCACAGAGUCAACAGCGGGUCUGAACGUGAAGUCCAAACAGUGGCAGGCACUGGACAGUAAACGACAGCAAGCUCAAGCAACAGUGAUGGAGACCAACACAGAAUGGCAGCAGCUGCAUCUGCGUGUCCACAUGUUCACAGCUUGUGCAGUGAUUAACCUGCAGGUGCUUCCUGACAAGCUCAAUCCACUGGUCAGGCCUCUGAUGGAGGUCAUCAAGAGGGAGGAGAACACCCUGAUCCAGGGAUAUGCGGCUUCUUUUAUAGCCAAACUGCUACAGCAGUGUGCUGGACGCUUGCCGUGCCCCAACCCCAAGAUUAUCAAAAACCUCUGUGCCUCAGCCUGCGUGGACUCUGCAGUCACACCCUCAUCUGCUUGCCCUGUACCCCCCACACAGGAAAAUAUCAAAGGCGGUGGGUUGGAGAAAGAUGGUAUGCAUCACAUGGUCAACAAAACCAGAGGCAUCAUCACCCUUUACCGUCAUCAGAGGGCAGCAUUUGCCAUCACCAGUAAGAGAGGGCCAGCCCCUAAAGCCCCAAAGACCCCCACCACUGAGCUUCCUCCUGGCAGCACCAUCAGCACGGACAAUGAUGAGAGCAAGAAGCCAUUUCUUAUUCAGAGACGUGGAGCAGAGUUCUCCCUAACAACUGUUGCCAGGCACUUUGGCACAGACCUCACCAAGUCUCUGCCAUACCUGUGGGAGAACACAGUGGGACCGCUGAGAACAGUGGUGACUGAAAAUCAACGCAUUGAUAGGCAGGUUCAGCUGGAGAGGGGAGACACUGCAGCUCAGGAACUGGUCAACUCUCUACAAGUGCUGGAGGUCAUGGCUGGGGCGAUGGCUGCUGAACUCAAACCUUUGUUACUGGAGCACAUUCCCCAUCUGUUCACCUGCCUGCAGCACCCGUACACAGCGGUGCGCCACAUGGCUGCGCGCUGCGUGGGCGUGCUCAGUAAGAUAGCCAUGCUGGAAACCAUGAACAGUUUCCUGGAGUGUGUACUCCCCUGGUUAGCUGCUAUUGAAGACUGCACCAAACAGGAGGGCGCCAUCGAGGCUUUGGCCUGUGUCAUGGAGCAGCUGGAUGUGGACAUUGUGCCCUACAUUGUGCUGCUCGUAGUACCCGUGCUGGGCCGAAUGAGUGACCCCAGCGAUAGCAUCCGUUUCAUGGCCACACAGUGCUUUGCUACACUUAUCCGCCUGUUGCCCCUAGAGGCAGGAAUACCGGACCCUCCAGCCAUGUCAGCUGACUUGAUCCGCCAGAAGGCCAGAGAACGGCACUUCCUGGAGCAACUACUAGAUGGCAGAAAACUGGAGAACUACAAGAUCCCUGUGCCCAUUAAGGCAGAGCUCAGGAAGUACCAGCAGGAUGGAGUGAACUGGCUGUCCUUCCUGAACAAAUACAAGCUGCAUGGGAUCCUGUGUGAUGACAUGGGCCUCGGCAAGACGCUGCAGUCCAUCUGCAUUCUGGCAGGAGAUACCUACCUCAGAGCACAGGAGUAUGCCAAGACUAAGGCCGCAGACUGCAGCCCAAUGCCCUCUCUGGUGGUUUGUCCCCCCACACUGACCGGCCACUGGGUGGACGAAGUGGGCAAGUUCUGCACCAAAGAGUUCCUCCACCCACUGCACUACACUGGGCCUCCUACAGAACGAAUGCGGUUGCAACACCAAGUGAAAAAACACAAUCUCAUAGUAGCCUCUUACGAUGUUGUACGGAAUGACAUCGACUUUUUUAGAAAUAUAAAAUUUAACUACUGUAUUCUUGAUGAGGGUCAUGUCAUCAAGAACGGGAAAACCAAACUUUCCAAAGCCAUUAAGCAAUUGGCUGCCAACUACCGGAUCAUCUUGUCAGGAACGCCCAUUCAGAACAAUGUGCUGGAGCUCUGGUCGCUGUUUGACUUCCUCAUGCCGGGCUUCCUUGGAACGGAACGCCAGUUUGCUGCUCGCUAUGGUAAACCCAUCCUGGCCAGCCGUGACGCCAAAAGUUCCUCACGGGAACAGGAAGCAGGUGUCCUGGCGAUGGAGGCCUUACAUCGACAGGUGCUACCGUUCCUUCUGAGGAGGAUGAAGGAGGAUGUCCUGCAGGACCUUCCUCCUAAAAUAAUUCAGGACUAUUACUGCAACCUGAGUCCUCUACAGGUUCAGCUAUAUGAAGACUUUGCUAAGUCUAGAGCCAAGGCCAGUGUGGAGGACAGCAUCUCUACAGCCUCGACGGAAGAGGAGGAAAAACCUAAACUGAAGGCCACAGGACAUGUCUUCCAGGCGCUGCAGUACCUGCGGAAACUGUGUAAUCACCCGAGCCUGGUCUUGACUCCACAGCAUCCAGAGUACAAACGCAUCACUGAGCAGCUGACGAGUCAAAACACGAACCUGCGGGACAUUCAGCACGCGCCCAAACUUUCCGCUCUCAAACAGUUGCUGGUGGACUGUGGUCUUGGUGGCAGUGGCGGUUCAGAGGGGGGCACAGAGGCAGUGGUGGCCCAGCAUCGUGUGCUCAUUUUCUGUCAGCUAAAGAGCAUGCUAGAUAUUGUGGAGCACGACCUGCUGAAACCCAAACUGCCCUCAGUCACCUACCUGAGGCUGGACGGCAGCGUGCAGGCAGGCCUGCGCCACUCCAUCGUCUCCAGGUUUAACAAUGACCCCUCCAUUGACGUGCUGCUGCUGACCACACAUGUUGGUGGUCUGGGUCUGAACCUGACAGGUGCAGACACCGUGGUGUUUGUGGAACAUGACUGGAACCCCAUGAGGGACCUGCAGGCCAUGGAUCGUGCCCAUAGGAUAGGACAGAAACGGGUCGUGAACGUGUACAGGCUGAUCACGCGAGGCACGCUGGAGGAGAAGAUCAUGGGUCUGCAGAAAUUCAAGAUGAGCAUCGCCAACACUGUCAUCAGCCAAGACAACGCCAGCCUGCAGAGCAUGGAAACAGGCCAGCUCCUCAACCUCUUCACUCUGGACAAGGGCGAGAAGGGUGAGAAGGGUGAGCAUUCGCCGUCGACCUCAGGGAAGUCCUCCAUUAAGUCUGUGCUGGACGGCCUGGGAGAGCUAUGGGACCAGCAGCAGUACGACACCGAGUACAACCUGGACAACUUCAUGCACUCCCUGCAGUAGCACUGUACACGGCCCCCCCACACAGCUUCCAUCUGCUGGCCAAGCAGGACCUGGUCAGAGCCUGAGGAGACCCCGCUCCCGAACCGACCCCCCCCCAACCUUACAGAAAUUAACUUCAAGGAGUCACUGGUCGCUAACAGUUAGUCCCAAAGCAAUAACAAAAUAGAACACAGCCAAAACGAGAACUAAAUCAGUUUUUAGUGCUUUCAAAUCGAUAGGUAUCGUAUGCUAAAACAUUUUCUUCUGAUAUUUCUUAACAUCCCAUAAUUCCUUGUUGAGAAACCUCCCUGGUUUCCAACGAACCCUUUACAAACCUGCUAAGAGGGUUUAAUGGUAUGAUGUACCAUCUGCGACAGACAUCUCCACUGUUAACUGACAUCAUCUGUAUUGGUAAACAGCAGCGCCCCCGCUGUGCACACUGAUGUUGCUGUAGUCUCUGAAGCGUACAGCGUAUCCUAAUUACACUUAUCCUUUAUAGUUCCAGCACCAGGUGCUACUUUUACAGCCCGCUGCCCUCCUUCCCACAUUGCAUUGCCAGAGAAUACAGUGUUAACUGCUUCAGACACCAUUACUCAGUUGCACCUCCCUCCCUGUUUGCCUCACUACCCCCCCCCCCCCCCCCCCNNCCCAUCACAAGGUCUUAAAAGCACUGGGAUACCCAGCAACUUGUCAACGCCUCUCUGACUGAUGGAUACAAACAUGUUUUUGUACAACAAAGGGAAACUGGGCGAGAGUGACGAGCUCGCUGGAGAAACCACAGGAUGUCAACACGGUGUACUGGCUUUUUAUAGCACACCAGUGACUGCUGAGCUCCGGAGACGAGAUGACUCCCAACCUCCAGAUGGCGGUAGUGUCUACUCGCCCCAGGAGAGUCUGGUCACGUGACAUGAAGACAUCAAGGCUUUGUGGAGGAAUGACAGAAACUGCGUUCUCCUCCACAUGUGGUUUAAAAGAGCCGGGAAAGCACUGCACUUGAAGCAGCGUUACAGAGACUGAACAUGGGGCCAAUCUGAAACUGGUACCUGAAACUUGCCACAAGUAUUUUAAAAAAAAAAUAGACUUGUACAUAUUUCUGCAAUUGCUGCUUUUUGUUUAUGAUUGUGGAAUUGUAAUAAAUUCUACAAACCUUUGAACUACA
Morone saxatilis (striped sea-bass) is the source of this 6588-nucleotide messenger RNA. RefSeq names its product BTAF1 RNA polymerase II, B-TFIID transcription factor-associated (gene btaf1). The record is from RefSeq and is a predicted model, not a curated record. The transcript has 36 exons. Gene Ontology annotation, molecular function: ATP-dependent chromatin remodeler activity; DNA binding; ATP hydrolysis activity. Lineage: Eukaryota; Metazoa; Chordata; Actinopteri; Moronidae.